Messenger RNA from Meloidogyne enterolobii, 222 nucleotides. The record is from the annotation of a GenBank genome assembly. Lineage: Eukaryota; Metazoa; Nematoda; Chromadorea; Rhabditida; Meloidogynidae.
AUGUUUCAAAUUCAGUUUUUAAAUUUAAAAGGUUCAAAUUCAUAUGAAGACCAAGUCAAAUAUAUCGAAGAAAAAUUUGAAUCUCUCAAUUCCAAUCCAAACAAAACUGUUUAUAUUCACGAAACUUGUGCUACAGAUACUAAUCAGGUAAUUAAAUUGUACAAUUUAGUAAAGCAGCUGCGCUAUAGCUAUUUCUCUCCUUUAGCUAGUGCAAAAGGUUAA